GAAGGCAGCGUUCGACUGGUUUCCAGGAGGAGCCCUUCUCCCUUUUCACUGUGCGUUAGGGCAUUUUGUACAGAUUUUUGUUCUGUUUAUACACUUACCUCUUCCGGAAGCUCUUUGCAUCUAUUUGCGGGAGGAAAAAACAGCAACUGUGAUCAGAAAACGACCAGAGACCAUUUUAUUUGAGCGGGGAAGAAAGAGGAGAGAUACCAUCACGGGGAUAUAAAUAUCAGCUGGUGUUUUUUUGUUUUUUUGGGAGCGAGAAUCAUACAUAAGUAGUGCAAUCUGAUACCCACCCUAAGUGACAGCAAUGGGGUGUUUGGGCAACAGCAAAACGGAGGAUCAGCGUAUUGAUGAGAAAGCACAGCGAGAAGCCAACAAAAAAAUAGAGAAGCAGUUGCAGAAAGAGAGAUUGGCUUAUAAAGCCACACACCGUUUGCUUCUGCUGGGGGCUGGUGAGUCAGGGAAAAGCACUAUUGUCAAGCAGAUGAGGAUCUUGCAUGUAAAUGGAUUUAAUUCAGAAGAAAAGAAACAGAAAAUUUUGGAUAUUCGGAAAAAUGUUAAAGAUGCAAUCGUGACUAUAGUUUCAGCAAUGAGCACCUUAAUACCUCCUGUUCCGUUGGCCAACCAAGAAAACCAGUUCCGAGCAGAUUACAUUAAGAGUAUAGCCCCACUUUCUGACUUUGACUACACCCAGGAAUUCUUUGAACAUGCAAAAAAGCUCUGGGAUGACGAAGGAGUAAAAGCAUGCUUCGAGAGAUCAAAUGAGUACCAGUUGAUUGAUUGUGCACAAUACUUUCUAGAAAGAAUAGACAGUGUCAGCUUGCCUGAUUACACACCCACAGAUCAGGACCUCUUGAGAUGCAGGGUUCUGACAUCGGGGAUUUUUGAAACAAGAUUUCAAGUAGAUAAAGUAAACUUUCACAUGUUUGAUGUCGGUGGUCAGAGAGAUGAAAGAAGAAAAUGGAUCCAAUGUUUUAAUGAUGUCACAGCUAUUAUCUUUGUCGUGGCCUGUAGCAGCUACAACAUGGUCAUAAGGGAAGACAAUAACACAAACAGACUACGGGAGUCUUUGGACCUUUUCAAAAGUAUCUGGAACAACAGGUGGUUACGGACAAUAUCUAUCAUUUUGUUUUUGAACAAACAAGACAUGCUGGCGGAAAAAGUCUUGGCAGGGAAGUCAAAAAUUGAAGAUUAUUUUCCAGAAUUUGUACGUUACACUGUACCUGAAGAUGCAACACCCGAUGCAGGAGAAGAUCCCAAAGUUACAAGAGCAAAGUUUUUUAUCCGGGAUGAAUUUUUAAGAAUAAGCACUGCAACUGGAGAUGGAAAACAUUACUGCUACCCACAUUUUACAUGUGCAAUAGACACAGAAAACAUCCGCAGAGUGUUCAACGACUGUAGAGACAUCAUUCAGAGAAUGCAUCUUCGCCAGUAUGAACUAUUGUAACUGAGAAUACCAUAGAGCCUGUGGUUUUAAGCAGCUUCUCUUUCUUUCUAAACUUCCUAACAAAAAGUAGAGGAAGUUGCUGUCUAGACACGUCUGCAGCCUCAAGUUUGUUUACUUCAGUUAGCCUUUUGGCUAGUUCGCAGCAUCCCCCCCCCCCUUGUUUAUACCCUUUCAGACAAUAUAUGUGCUUAAUUUUGAUAUGCCACUACUUUGUCAUUCCACUAUGCCAUUGGGCUACCUCUGUUUAUUUAGGUUUGGUUGCAUUUGGGGUGGGGGUUUUCUUUAAUUAUUUGGACACAGCCUGCUCUUUUUCCCCCCAGCAGGUUUGCUAGUUCAAGCUGGUAUCUGAGAGUUGGGUGAUACCAUGACAUACCUAUAGUGUGCGCAGCUCCCUUUUUCACCGUGACACUGAAGAGUACUUGAUGGAUGGUGGGGGGGGGGGAAAUAAUGCACUUUGUAUCAGGGUUAUGAAAUAAUGUUGAGGAUGUAUACAUGCAUGAUGUAGCAGCACCACAAUAUUUAUGACAGUGUCAGUUUUUAACAGAACUGAGCUGCAGGUCGACUGAUCCAGUGACCUCUUCUAAGCCGUUAUUGGCACAGGAGAUAGAAUAGAAAAUGAGGCACAGGGAGAAGAUAAGUGAUUUUGGGGAAGUUUGGAGUAAGAGUCUCAACGCACCUCAGGCAUUUGAAUUUAGAGCUACUUUUUUCAGCCUAUUGCAUCUAGGCAGAAAAUCCACCACCUUUAUUUAUGUUGUUUGUUCUGUCCAAAAAUGAUCCAGCUAGCUUAGAUCAUUUUUGGACAACAGUCU
Gekko japonicus is the source of this 2256-nucleotide messenger RNA. RefSeq names its product guanine nucleotide binding protein (G protein), alpha activating activity polypeptide, olfactory type (gene GNAL). Gene Ontology annotation, biological process: adenylate cyclase-modulating G protein-coupled receptor signaling pathway. Bases 308 to 1447 code for a protein of 379 amino acids. Lineage: Eukaryota; Metazoa; Chordata; Lepidosauria; Squamata; Gekkonidae. The transcript is spliced from 12 exons. Gene Ontology annotation, molecular function: GTPase activity; GTP binding; G-protein beta/gamma-subunit complex binding. Gene Ontology annotation, cellular component: heterotrimeric G-protein complex. The record is from RefSeq and is a predicted model, not a curated record.